Molecule: messenger RNA, 1194 nt
Organism: Aspergillus versicolor CBS 583.65
Lineage: Eukaryota; Fungi; Ascomycota; Eurotiomycetes; Eurotiales; Aspergillaceae
Exons: 1
Coding region: 1-1194 (397 amino acids)
Molecular function (GO): oxidoreductase activity
Source: RefSeq, a predicted model, not a curated record
AUGGCAACCACCGUUGAAACCGUCAAUAUCUCCUCUAUCAAUAUCGAAGAUCCGAGCCUCACCUUCGAACCUUUCCCCCUCCCACCCAGCAACCAACGCCCCCUUGGCCCUCCCCACCCCCCAAACACCACAAUCCCUCUCGCGCUGAAACCAUCAGAACAAAACCCAACCCUCGAAUCUGCAAUAUCAAGCAUAAAAUCCCUACAGGAAAGAAAGGAACUGACCACCCUGCUCUCCAAACACGGCGCCCUCCUCUUCCGCGGCCUGCCCAUCCACUCCGCAACGGAUUUCAGCGCCUUCGCGCACGCAUUCGGUUGGAGCCCACACGAGAUCAUCGGCAUAGUCGUCGAGCGUCCUCUCCUUGCACCAAACGUCGCACCGGCAAAUGAAGCGCCUAAAGAAGUGCGCAUCUACAACCAUAAUGAAUCCCCGCAGGUCCCGCACGCGCCGGAGUAUAUCUUCUUCUAUAGCAAGAAAUCUCCCGGUGUAGGGAAGGGAGGGGAGACGCCUGUUUCGUCGAGUUUGGAGCUGUUUCAUCGUGCCAGGGCGGAGAUUCCCGAGUUUGUGGAUUUGCUUGUGCAGAAGGGGAUAAAGAGUCAGGUUACGUAUAAAUUUGGACGGCAGUAUGUGGGUGGGUCGACGCUGAAAGAGGCGUUUGGGAAGGAGAUUCUUGAUGGGGAUGAUGAGACUACCAGGAAGAGGAAGGUUGAGGAGCAGAUUCAGCGGUAUGGAAGGGGGGAGUGGACGACGUGGGAAUGGACGAAAGAUGAGGACGGGAGGGAGGAUGGGAUUGUUCUUACGCAUCGACUUCCUGUUGUGCGUGCGCAGCCGGGAACGAAUCUGCCGACGCUGUUUACAGGAUUGGCGGCGUAUUAUAAGAAUACGGUUGAGGCGAGGAAGGGGAGUGCUGCUGGGAGGAAGAAUGUUGCCCAGCAGUUGUUUGGUGAUGGGACGCCCAUUCCGGAGGAGUAUCUGGCGACGCUGGCGCGCAUUACGGAUGAGAUAAGAGUGCUGCAUCGAUGGGAGGAAGGGGAUGUGUUGGUAUUUGACAAUGUCAUUGCGCAGCAUGGACGGGAGCCGUGGCAGGGUGAGCAGGGGGACCGCGUGGUGCUGGCGAGUCUGUUUGAUGGUGAUAGUGUGCCGGGGGCGUAUGGAUAUGGGGAGUGGGCACAGGUCGUGCAGGCGUCCGCUUAG